Molecule: messenger RNA, 1080 nt
Organism: Phyllotreta striolata
Lineage: Eukaryota; Metazoa; Arthropoda; Insecta; Coleoptera; Chrysomelidae
Source: the annotation of a GenBank genome assembly
UGUUAUCAAAUAUAUCACAAAUUAUCGAUCUAGAUAAAUGCAUAUAAAUUGAAUUAUUAUUUCAUAUCUGUGAUUAGUUUAGUAUCGAGAAAAUUAAUUUUCCAUAUUUAGAGCAAAGUAUAAAAUAAUCUCAGCUCCUUACUCUGUGAAAAUGGAUCAAAACGGUGCAAAUACUGACAAUAAAAAUCAAAAUGGAACUACCAUUGUGUCUGCUGUGGAUGGAAUCUUUAGUAGGAGCGAAACUACUAAACCACCGAUUGUACCAGAGCCGGACUCUGAAGUUUAUGCCAAGAAAACCAAGCGGGGCAUGGCUAUUAUAUUCAAUCAUAAGGAUUUCUUGAUUCCUUAUUGCUCAACUAGAAACGGAACUGAAAAAGAUAGAGACUGUUUGGUACAGGUACUGAGAGAGCUUGGAUAUGAAGUAUACGUUCACAAUGAUAGGACCUAUGAGCAAAUAAUGAAAAUUUUAGAUCAAGCUUCAAAAAUGGACCACACAGAUCACGAAUCGCUGUUGAUUGCCAUAAUGUCUCACGGGGAAGAAGGCCUACUGUAUGCCAAAGACACGCAUUAUCCAACAAAUAGGCUCUGGAGAAAAUUUUCACCAUUGCAUUGCCCCACUCUAGCUGGAAAACCAAAAUUAUUCUUCAUACAGGCAUGUAGAGGAAGCGAAACUGAUCCCGGAGUAAAAGUGUCCUAUACAGAAACGGAUUCAUUGAGCACGACCACAAACCAAACAUACACAAUUCCUGUAAUGGCGGAUAUUCUGAUUAUGUACGCUACUGUUGAAAAUUAUUACGCCUGGCGAGACCCAGAAAAAGGCAGCUACUUUAUACAAGCUCUGAUAGUCCAAUUACGCAAGCACCACGAAUCUAGAGACCUGCUCUCUAUAUUGACCUGUGUUAACCGAGAAGUAGCCAUUGGAUUUACAUCAUCGAAUCCAGAAAAUCCGGGUUAUGACGGUAAAAAGGAAAUGUGCUCCAUAGUUUCCAUGCUCACAAGGAAAUAUUAUUUUACUUAAAUGGCGAAGUAAUUUACUAAUUUAUUCACACUAAUGGAGCUAAAAUGUCAAUUUCUGUAAAU